AGCCAACCAUGGGGAGAAGAAAUGUCUCCAUUUCCUGGAUUCUGGUGGCAACAUUUCAGAUUCCCUGUGGGUUGGUGCAUGUGCAGCUUUGUGAAACCCCUGCCCUGAAGAGGAAGUUAUCUACAGCAAAAAGCAAACGUGGAGGGGAGUAGAAGGGGGACAAAUCUGUUGCAGGAGAUUUUGUCUGCUGGCUGCCAGAACAGCAGCUGUAAGCCUGAUCAAAAGAAGGCAGAGCAUUUUCAUAGCAGACAGUCUGCCAAGAUGAUUGGAAAAAAUGCUUUUAAAAAAUCCCUGCUGUUAAAUGAGUAUUCCUAUGUGAAAUUAAACGCAAAUGACCAAAAAUGCAUCAAAGCGUUCCAGUUCAUACGAGUGAUUUCAAUAGUUGGGUUUGUUGUCCUGAUGGCUAUUUACAUCAUAAAACCAGUCAACAUAGAUUUUCCAAAGGACAAAGAAACCAUUAUCAGCAGUUACCAGCAGAUGAAGGAGCAAGGACUUUUUGAAGAGAUCUUGGAAGACAAGAUGAUUAAUGAAGACAAUGUCAAUAGAUGUAAUGAUUCAUGCAAUUUUGAACUUGUGGAAAGUAUUCCUUAUGACAUGCCUUAUGAGACAAAUAGCACCACUGUGAAACCCUUGUACCAAGCAUGGAUGGGUCUCCUCAACAUGGCACAGGAAAGAAUUCAUGUGGCUUCUUACUACUGGUCUCUCACAGGAGAAGAUAUACAUGUAAAUGACUCAUCUUCUGAAGAGGGUGAAGAUAUUCUGAAGAAGUUUGAAAGUUUACUUAUGGAAAAUGUCUCAGUGUAUAUUGCAACAAGCCUGCCAACUUUAGCUGUAAAUUCAACUGAUCUUAAGGUUUUGAAGAAAAAAGGGGCUCAUGUAAGAAGGGUCAAUUUUGGACAUUUGACAAAAGGUGUGCUGCAUUCCAAAUUCUGGAUUGUAGACAUGAAACACAUGUAUAUUGGCAGUGCAAAUAUGGACUGGAGGUCAUUUUCUCAGGUGAAAGAAGUUGGCACAGUGAUAUACAACUGCAGCUGCUUAGCCAAUGAUCUGUGGAAAACGUUCAGAACAUACUGGGAUCUUGGGCAUGCUAAUGCCACCGUUCCCUUUCCAUGGCCGAGCAAUUACUCCACCAAAAUUAACAAGUAUAGGCCUCUGGACCUGCAGUUUAAUGGAACCUUGACAACAGCCUAUUUUUCUGCCUCUCCUCCUGCAUUUUGUCCAAAGGGUCGUACUCACGACCUCAUUUCUAUUAUUGACGUUAUAAAUGAUGCAGAAGAAUAUGUGUAUAUCUCAGUCAUGGAGUAUUUUCCUACAACUCGCUUCAGACACCCAGCAAAAUACUGGCCAGACAUUGACAAUGCUCUGAGACGUGUGGCAUUCAACCGUAAUGUACAAAUCAGGCUUUUGAUCAGCUGCUGGCUCCACACUGACCCGUCCAUGUUCCAUUAUUUGCAGUCACUUCAUGCUCUCAGUGAUCCACAUACUAACAUCACCAUCGAUGUGAAAAUUUUCAUUGUUCCAGUUCUGAAUCACACAAACAUCCCUUUCGGAAGAGUGAACCACAACAAAUAUAUGGUCACUGAUAAAGUGGCGUAUAUUGGGACUUCCAAUUGGUCAAAAGAUUACUUUAGUAAUACAGCUGGAGUUGGGCUGAUUGUCAACCAGACUUCAACAGAUCCUCAAAGAAAGAAGCUAGUUAUACAGGAACAAUUAAAAAAUCUUUUUGAACGAGACUGGAAUUCCAAAUAUUCAGUAAAUAUGGAAGAUCUACAUGGGCAGAAAGACUGUGCCUGGGAAGAGGGAUUAAGUUACUUAUAAAGUUCAACAUUUUUCUUUCUAUUUGAAAUGUAAUAGACACAAAAUACAUAGUUUA
Messenger RNA from Chelonoidis abingdonii (Abingdon island giant tortoise), 1873 nucleotides. RefSeq names its product phospholipase D family member 4 (gene PLD4). NCBI's taxonomy places the organism in Eukaryota, Metazoa, Chordata, Testudines, Testudinidae. Gene Ontology annotation, molecular function: catalytic activity. The record is from RefSeq and is a predicted model, not a curated record. Gene Ontology annotation, biological process: hematopoietic progenitor cell differentiation; phagocytosis. Gene Ontology annotation, cellular component: nucleus; trans-Golgi network membrane; endoplasmic reticulum.